Caenorhabditis angaria is the source of this 1112-nucleotide messenger RNA. The record is from the annotation of a GenBank genome assembly. NCBI's taxonomy places the organism in Eukaryota, Metazoa, Nematoda, Chromadorea, Rhabditida, Rhabditidae.
AUGCUCAUGCAAAUGAGCACAUUUUUCCAAUUAUGGCACAUUGUUUGGAGUUCGACCGGAAUGAUAACAAAUUCAACUUUGCUCUAUUUGGCACUUUUCCAAACACCAAGAAUCAUUCGAACCUAUGCGGUUUUGAUUAUGAAUUUUGCGAUUGCAGAUUUCAGCGCGUGUUUGAUGAAUUUGUUUGUUGAAAUUAGGUGAGUCUUAAGAAGGAAGUAGAGAUUUGAAUAGUGUUUUAUUGAAAAAAGCUUGAUUUCAGAAUGCUUCCUGGUGAUGAAUCUCUUACCUAUCUUCUCAAUGGCUUCUGUCAAUUUCUCGGCACCAAACCAUGCGCAAUUGGCGUAAGCCUUCUAAUUCACACAUUAUCCCAUCAAAUUUGGUGCCUCUUGAUUUCUUUCUGCUAUCGAUAUUACAUUCUAAAAUCUUCAAAUAUUUUAUCAAGAAGAUGUCUCGCCACAAUAAUAUUCCUUUUUUAUAUCCCAAGUUUUCUCCAAGCCAUCACCUAUUGGACCAAUUUUGUGGAUGCUAAUGAAAUCCUUCCAAUCGCACAGAAAUAUUACCCGAAUUACAAUUUCUCCGCUGAAACUGGUCUUCUCACUGGAAUUGUUAAUUUAUUCAGUCCUUCUGCAACCUAUGGAAUAAUUCAUAUUGUAGUUCCGAUAACUCCAGUUUACAUAACCUCGUUUAUUCUUAGACGAAAAAUACUGAAAAUCUUAUCAUUGAAUCAGAGAAGCAUGUCAAAAGAGACAAAAGUGAUACAUUCGCAACUUCUCAAGGCUUUGACUUUGCAAACAAUUAUGCCGGUUUUUGAAUGGACUGGAGCACUUGAUUAUGCUCUUCGUUAGUCAAAAACACUUUUUUUUGUGACAUGAAUAAUUUUUGCAGUUCAAUCCGGUGUCCUAACCUGUUCUCUUUACCAAUAUCUAUGUUUUGCACUAGUAAUUAUCACUCCAACAUUAUCCCCCCUCACAUAUUUGCUAUUUGUGCGACCUUAUCGAAACUAUUUGCGAAUCAAGAUUCUGCGACAAGAUGUUUCUGUGAACUUCAAAGCACAUGAUUCAACGAUCACCAAAGGUCGAACAUCAAAUAUUUAUACAACAAAUGCAGGAUGA